GUUCAUUCAAAUUAAUAGCCUUCCUCUUUCUCUCUCCCUGCCGUCUGGUUUCUGAGAUUUCAUUACAUUUCUCAGGAACCCAUUCUCGCAUUAGAGAUAUUAACAGGCGGGGAGAUAUUAAUAAGCAUCUGCAAAUAUGAUUGAGGAAUUAAUUACCAGGAGCUUGAUCUUGGUGUUUGGAUAUGCAUAUCCUGCAUUCCAAUGUUUCAAAACUUUGGACAAAAGCAAGGUUACGGUUCCAGAACUCAGGUUUUGGUGCCAAUACUGGGUAAUUGUUGCGCUGAUAUCAAUUAUUGAAAAAGUCCUUGAUAUAUUUGUUUCAUGGGUCCCCUUUUACCGAGCGAUAAAGCUACUAAUGUACAUAUACUUGUGGCAUCCCGGUACUAAGGGGAGUACCUACAUGUACGACACGGUUGUUCAACCGUAUGUGUCGAAGCAUGAACCAACAAUAGAUCGAGGUAUAUCCGAAUUGAAGGAGAGAGCAUGGAAUUUGGCUCUUAGUUAUUGGUACAAAAGCGCAGAUAUGAGCUCCAAAAAAGUUCUUGAAUGCCUUCAAUUAUUGAUGGCUCAAGCCAUGAACGCUGCAUUAUCGCGCCCCCAAUCACAGGAGGGUAAAUCCAAGUCCAACGACGGUGUAACGCCAACGCCGCCGAGCACGCCUUCUGGAGUCCUCAACCGAAACACUUCCGAGAAGUGGCGGCCGCCUGUUGGUCAGGCGGGAAGCGUGGACAGCCCUACCCCCAAUUCGGCUAAGCAACAUAAAUCAGAUAACGAUCAGGAUUUCCUUGCUGCCAGGGUCAGGCUCAGGAGCGUCAACAACAAAGAAAACUAAAUAAUUGAAUCCAAUAGUUUAGGAAUUAGUAGGAUUUUUUUUUUGAUUCAGUGUGUUUUGCUUCUUGUAAUUUCAAUUCCUUUUUGCUGAAUUCCAAAUUGCGAUUGAAGCACCGUAAAAAAAUGGAAAUUGUACAUUUUUUUGUGUGUGUGAAUUGUGAAAUGUAAAUGUGAAAACCGCACCGCCAAACACAUUGUGGAAAACCGUCGCUAUCUGGAGCAGCGGAUCCACACAAAUUGAAGCGUCCAAUUGAUUGCCCGAGCGACGCUGCGGCGUGCCUGGUCAAACAGGGCGGCGAGGCGCGGAAACAUAAGGCGGAGGAAGCCGCCGUCGGCGGAGCCGGAGGCGGUGGACAUCGGCUGGAGGUACGCCCACGCCGCCUGCUUGACGAGGCGGUUCCGGAUGCAGAUGUCGGAUCCGGCCUGCGCGGAGCUCGGCCGCGGCGAGUUCACCGCCGUCGUCGGGAGGAGAUCCUUCAGCGAGGUGUAGCUCCUCGGAUUAGGCUUGAUUGACAGCAGCUCGAGAUCGUCGGAAGACGAAGACGUUGUGGCGGAGGUCGUCGUCGACGAGCUGUGGUGGUGGUGGAGAUUGAGCUUCGGCGGCGCUACUACGAUCGAGGAGGGGAUUGAACUCCGGCGGCGGAGGAGCGGAUGAUCGCGAGGCUGCUGCGGUAGUGAAACGGCGACGUCUGCCAUGGCGGGUUUUCUUUUGUUUUGUGCGUUUAGUGGUUUGGAAAAAUGUGUAUUUCCUUAUAUGGUGGGGAGAGUUUCUGUCCCAUUUAUUAUUUAAUUUUAUUUUGAAUUUUCGUAA
This is a messenger RNA of Salvia splendens (bonfire salvia), 1642 nucleotides long. Its product is annotated as putative HVA22-like protein g. The record is from RefSeq and is a predicted model, not a curated record. Lineage: Eukaryota; Viridiplantae; Streptophyta; Magnoliopsida; Lamiales; Lamiaceae. The transcript has 7 exons. The coding region runs from base 137 to 832 and encodes 231 amino acids.